Molecule: messenger RNA, 714 nt
Organism: Suillus bovinus
Lineage: Eukaryota; Fungi; Basidiomycota; Agaricomycetes; Boletales; Suillaceae
Exons: 4
Coding region: 1-714 (237 amino acids)
Source: RefSeq, a predicted model, not a curated record
AUGGUCAUCGUUGACAAUCCAGACAUUCAAAUGUUUCAACAUGGAUUUUUCCCUGCAUCAUUCAACAAACUGAAGACUGUGUUCACCUUCAGAGUGCUCAACAAUUUUCUAUUGGACAACCUAGAAUGCGGCACCUCCACAAUGAACUAUUACAGCAAGCUCCGGCGAAUGACCUCCAGCAUGUUUCCUCACCUUGUUCCAUGGAGGCAGUUGAAGACCAUGAAAUGGCAUGGCUUCGGUCAUCGUUUCAAUGCCCCGAAUGCCAGAGAUCUCGCAUUGUUUUGCCUAACAUGUCCUCCGCCUGGGAUCAACAUAUCCUUGUCAGGGAAUGAAACACUUGAUGACUGGAAAUAUACCCGGUCAUUUGUGAUGGACAGUAAUUUCAAAGCCAAACACUUGCAUCCCAUCAAGCCAUUUGAUGAAGUAUGGCUUGCAGAUGGGCUGGGGUUCAUGGUGGGAAAGGACAGGUAUAAAGUGCAUCUUGCAGAGGCUGCUGACACUUUGGAAAAAUCUAGCUGCAACAAUCACUGGGCAGUAAAUCAAGCAAAUGCGACUCGGCACAAGCUGGAGUCGACAGGUAUCGGGGGAGUUGCUUGUGCCUGCCAUGGCUGCUUUGUGCCUUAUGUGAUGGUCAAUUUCCAGAAAGGCAAAAGGCAAGCCGAACAUGAAGUUCUACAUUCACAAGUUGAUCAUGCAUCGUUUGCAGACAAAUGA